Molecule: messenger RNA, 3557 nt
Organism: Coturnix japonica (Japanese quail)
Lineage: Eukaryota; Metazoa; Chordata; Aves; Galliformes; Phasianidae
Gene: CFAP69
Product: cilia and flagella associated protein 69
Biological process (GO): positive regulation of flagellated sperm motility; response to odorant; olfactory behavior
Cellular component (GO): non-motile cilium; sperm midpiece
Source: RefSeq, a predicted model, not a curated record
CGCUCCGCUCCCAUGGCAACAGCGGAGGCCGCGCUUGGAGGACGGGUGGCAGGUCGGCUCCAUGGCCUCCCUGGCCGAGCCCCCCGGCACACGGGCGCACUCCCGCACCCCCGCCCGUUCCCCCGCCCGCUCCCCGGGGCUGUCCCCGGCGCUCGGCCCCUCUCGCAAGGCCGCCUCAGGCGUCGUACAGGAGACACAGGUACGGCCGGUGGAUCUGAACCAUGUCAUCAAGCUGCUGGAAGAUUCAAGCUCUCGCGAUUUGGAAGAUGAGCAGCUGAAAGUCCUCAAGAAGGUAGUCAAGUCUUUUGAAAAUGGGCUUCCCCUUAAGGAUUUAGCACAAAUAAUGGACAUUCUUAACCUGUCUGCAGAAAAAGUGAAAGAAGACGAAGCUUUUAUUGAACCCAUAUGUGAACUUAUUAAAUUAUGUGGCUUGCCAUUUCAAAAGAAGAAAUUAUCUGAUGAAGUAAACUAUUCUGUGACAGUUUCAAAAUGCAUUGCACAACUUGGUUGUUUGAUGAGGGUGCCAAGUUCUCAAGUUAGAAUACAAAUCUGUAAGUCUAUAAUUGGCUUUUAUAAGAUGGAGCUACCAAAAAAACUACUUCCAGGUUACCAACCAACAAGUGCAAACUAUAAGAUUCAGAUGGCUGAAUUAGGAGGAUUAGCAGAAACUCUUGUUUUAUCUCUAGCAUUAGUUGAAAACAAACUUACUGAGAAGUUGUGGGUUCUUAAAGCUCUCCAGCAUCUCUCCACCUCUGGAGUAAAUUGCAGACAUAUGAUGAAGGCUCAAGCAGCCAGCAGAAUCUGUUUGUAUCUAAAUGGCACUGAUCCCUCAGGACAGCUGGUGUUCCGCUCAUCAGAAAUCCUAUGGAACCUACUAGAAAGUACCUCAAAAAAAGAAGUUGUUAAUGAACUCAGUAGCUUGGAAUGUGUACAUGCAUUGAAGGAAGCAUUUGUGGACCUGCUCAUAAAUGGUUUCCGCCAUUGUGAUCAUCAGCUAAGGAACGACCUCCUGGUGAUUGCCACAUUAAUAGCUCAAAACUCUGCAGCAUCUAUGAUUGAAUGUGGAUUUACAAUGCUGUUAAUAGUACUUGCAACGUUUACUGAAGUUAAAAUUCCCAAUCCCUUGUUAAAAGGUCUUAAAUUUACCUACUCUCAUGAAGACUUUGAGAUGAAGAAGUUAUUGUUUAACAUUAUAGGGAUCUUUUCUAAAGACCCUCAUGCUUUACAGCUUCUCAGUGAAAAUGAUGUGAUGCCAGCAUUGCUGUAUUAUGUAAAACCACAUAAAAAGCCUGGACUUCAUGACUGGUCUGCCGCCCAAUAUGAGGAAUUACAACUUCAUGCAAUUGCUAUUUUAGCUUCAGUGGCUCCCUUGUUAGUUGAUAAAUAUUUGUCUUGCCAAGCGAAUACUCUUCUCCUUGUGUUUCUAGAAUGGUGUAUAGGUCAAGAUCCUUUCUUUGGUCAGGGUAACAGUUUCCAUGGAACAGGUGGUCGCGGCAGCAAACUUGCACAAAUGCGCUACAGUCUGAGAGUGCUGAAAUCUGUUGUAUCCCUUUAUGAUGAUGCUGUGAACGUUAAUCUGUGUGACCAGGGAGCGAUUGGCCAGCUUUUGGACGUCCUGAAGUACACAGCAAACAAUUCGGAACAAAGUGAUGAUGCCAUUGUGCUGGAAAUCCAGGCUAAUACAUUAUUUAUUUUGUCUGCCCUCUGUGAAAAUGACGUCCACAGGAAGCAGGAACUCUUCCGCUAUGAUGGAGUGGAUUUACUUAUCUCAUUCAUUCAGAUGGAUCCAAAGAAGCUGCACAGUGGAUUGGGCCACAAUCGUCUCCUUUUCAGUGCACUGGACUGCUUGUGGUCCUGUGUCAUUGGAUGCUACAUUGCAGAGGACUAUUUUCUAGAAAAACAGGGCAUUUUUUUCCUCCUGGAUUUGCUGGCAUUUAAGCAAAAAAACCUGUGCAAUAUAAUUCUUGGGAUCCUCAGUGAGUUUUGUGACAAUCCCAAAACCGUUAUUCACAUCAGUACCUGGAGGGGCGAGAACGAUCAAACAGCAGCUAAACUGCUAAUACAGCUCUGGAGACAGGAGGAAAUGGACCUGGGAGUCCAACGUGAUCGAUACGGAAGGAUUGCUGAUGUGAAGAGUCCUAUUGCUGGCAGCUUCCAGAAAGAGCAGGAGGUUGUCCCUGUGCCUUCCGGCUGUCCCAGCUUUGCAAUCGUGGAGAUUUCAGAAAACAUAAGGGCAAAACUUUACUCAUUGCUGUGCAAGCUAGGUUUUGAUAAUUUGCCUGGUUUGUCUGCUAAGGAUUUUGUCACACUCGCUAUCAUACGGCGGUAUAUUGACUUUAAGGUUGGAGAAGUUUGGAGUGAAGUGUGUGCAGAACUAAAAGAAGAAUUCAGACCUACUGGUUCAGAUGAGGAGAUCCUGAAAGUUAUUUCAGAGGUGUCAGAAAAUGUUGGAAAAAUGGUCACAGCUUACCAGACUGAAGUGCUUGAAAAUCAUCAUCACCAAGAAAUCCAUGAGGAAAAAAAAACAUACACAAGGAUUCGUGCUGUCCAUAAACAGAAAGAAAUGGCAAAGAAAUCUUGGGAAGAUUUCUUAACUCGGACAUCAAACUAUGAAGCACUGAAGAAAGCAAAAAGGCUUCAGGAAAAAUCAAUAGAGGCUUCCAAAUCAAAAUUAAAGACUCAAAAUGGAGCUUUCCAUUCUACGGAUAUUAAAGGCCUGGGCACAACAGUUGGAUCUGGUCGCUUAGUAACAGUUGAAAGUACACCUUAUCAUUUAGUUGAAGGACCACUGGCUGCUACAGACCUCCCUCCUAAAAAGAUAUCGUUUUCUGAAGGAACCUUAAAAAAGAACAAAAAGAGUUAACACGUUGGACUCAGCCAAGAAAGAUUAUGUACUUGUAGGGUAAAUAGUGUUCUGAGCAGGGCUUUUAAUAUUUGAGUUAACUGCAUAUGUAUUUUAGGUACAGAUGAAACAUGUCGUAUAGUUUUGAUAAAUGGCAUAGAACAUCUUGAGAGUAAAAUGAUAUUUUUUAUAUUUAUAACUAAUGCAAACAUGGGGAUGACAUACUAAUAAAAUAUCCUAUAUAGCGUAGUACAAAGGCAUGCUGAGUCUGAAGAUUUUGUCUGUUAGUGUCAGGUUGCCCUGAUCCACUGUCAGCAGUUCGACUGUUUGGAUUUCCAUCUUCUGUUGACGCACACAACGCACUGCAGUUUAAGUAUCUCUUUCUUUGAGCAGGGUGAUGAACCUUCACGUAAAUAUACCCAGCGUUUCAUUUUCCUAGAUGACGGAUCCACACUGGAUAAAGUACCCACACGGUGUUUGUUCCAGCCCAUUUUGUUUCCUGAAUUACUGUCUUUAGCACUGGGACUUCAGCUUAAGGCUCACUAACAGGCAUAUCUGUGCCAAUGGUUUCUCUAGGUCUGUUAGGGAGACUAGCUGAAAUGUUCUGUGGUUUGUGGAUUUCUCACCAUUCUUUAAUUGGUCAUUCAACUCUAUUUAUUUCAUGGUUUUUAUUACCCAUGUUCCCUCCAAUAAGAGAUCUAUCUGUUUCACCACA